Messenger RNA from Oreochromis aureus, 1390 nucleotides. RefSeq names its product NK1 transcription factor related 2-like,a (gene nkx1-2a). The transcript has 2 exons. Gene Ontology annotation, molecular function: DNA-binding transcription factor activity, RNA polymerase II-specific; RNA polymerase II cis-regulatory region sequence-specific DNA binding. The coding region runs from base 185 to 985 and encodes 266 amino acids. The record is from RefSeq and is a predicted model, not a curated record. Lineage: Eukaryota; Metazoa; Chordata; Actinopteri; Cichliformes; Cichlidae. Gene Ontology annotation, biological process: regulation of transcription by RNA polymerase II; cell differentiation. Gene Ontology annotation, cellular component: nucleus.
UGACAGACUGAAGCAGAGGAGUGAACACAAGAGGUGAUUACUGCCACAGAACCCGGUCUGAUGAAGUUUGAAAACAAGGAGCAGACUAAGCUAUGAGAAGUUCCUCUCUAGGCGCGUAAUCGAGCAGCACAUCUAUCUCCAAGAGUCUUUCUGCGUAAAGGAUGCCUCAGCUGAAGAAGUGACAAUGACGUCCAGUCAUAAGAUUUCCUUUUCUAUAGUUGACAUAUUGGAUCCGAACAAAUUCAACAGUAAGAAGGUAAACGAACUUUCCAUCAUCAAGGAGAAGUUGUUAGCUGCGCCAAACGCGGAGAGAACAACUUUGGAGUCGGACAGCACUGCAGGUGGAGACUCCAGACUAGAGCGCACAGAAGCAGAAGAUGCAAGAGAUGAACAAUCUGCACUCUCCAGGCAUCCCGAAGUUGUUGUAGACCCCAUUCUGCUCUCCCCACCUGCGGACACGGAGCCCUGUCUGACCGGGCAACAGGACAGUGUAGACGGGGAGUCAGCGGUCACCUUGCAGGACCAGUCAACGCACAAGCGCCGGCGCCCUGACCAGGCCUGUGCCAAACCACGGCGAGCAAGAACAGCGUUCACUUACGAACAGCUUGUGGCCCUGGAAAACAAGUUCCGCGCAACUCGGUACUUGUCUGUGUGCGAGAGACUAAACCUGGCCUUGUCACUAAGUCUGACCGAAACCCAGGUGAAAAUCUGGUUCCAGAACCGGAGGACCAAGUGGAAAAAGCAGAACCCCGGGGCGGACAGCACCUUGCAGCCCGGCUCCAACUCCCUUAUUAAUGUUAGUCCGAACCCAGCCACCUGUGGGUCGAGCUCUGCCAGCUUCCACCAAACUUUCUCCAACUUCACCUCUGGAAAUGUGAUCUUCCACGCAGCGGGUGGUGUUCCGCUUUCAACCACUGGAGGGCUCCUGCAUCCCUUCAUGUCCAGCGGAUUCGUCCAGCCGUCUUACUUUAAUCCACAUUUAUAAAACAAACCAAGACUGAUAUGUUGCAGCUGGUUAUACUCGGAGAAAAGUGAUUUUUUGUAACACUUUGGGACAAAAUAAAUGCUCAUAUGUUGUCAAACUGACUCACCAAGAUGAGAGUUUAUAAUUAUCAAUGCCCUAUAAAAGGCUAUAUUUCCAAAAUAAGUGACCCAUAACUUGUGAGCUCAACCAUAAUUUAAGCAAUUAUUUAAGUGUUUCUUAGUUCUGCACUAAUAGUUUGUGACUGGAUCUGCCGACACACCCCUCAACAGUUGAUUUGACAGCUCAUAUUCUGUAUCAACAUAUUGUGUUACACCUGAACCUGUGGCAUAUUGGUACACUGUCUCUACCUCCCAAGUGAAUGCACAUCUUUUUCUCUUGUCAUUUAUACAAAAUUAUCAGUGUAAC